UUAGAUCCGGGGAGUUUCUCUUCGCGGAGCCUCGAAUCACAUCAGUGGGCGACUGCAAACACACGCAUCCUCCUCUCAUCCGCUCCUGUCCGCUGUCAUCAGGGACAAAAACCACCAGCAAUCACUCCCCACACCUGGAUCUAUCUCUUAAAGCCGUGUAUUUCCACCUGAUGUGAGAGAGUGUUUUGCAGGGAGCAGUGAUGGGCGCGUUUGGAGUGAUUCUGAGGAGUUUACAUUGUAUGGGACUCUACAUCCAACUUAGUGCCAGUCUCAGACAAGCUGGAAGCGACGACGUGGAGAACCACAUAUCCAACAACGCGGUGUUCACUGAGGUCCCUCAUGACAUCACGGCACAGAGCGGUCAGGACGUGGAGAUGGCCUGCUCCUUCAGAGGCGCCGGAUCGCCCUCCUACUCGCUGGAGAUUCAGUGGUGGUACAUCAGGAACCACAGAGAAUGGACCGACAAGCAGACGUGGAGCACCAAUCAGGUGAUGCCGCAGAAUGAGAAGUCAAAGGACGCCACCAAAAUCAGUGUGGUGAAGGUUGCUGGAAGCAACAUCUCCCACAAGCUCCGUCUGUCCAGCGUGAAGCCUGCGGAUGAGGGCACGUACGAAUGCCGUGUCAUCGACUUCAGCGACAGCAAGCUGCGGCAUCAUCACGUUCGGGCGUACCUGCAGGUGGAGCGGGCCGAGGGGAAUGUGCCUCCUCCGGUCCAUCAGGGGGCGACGUCACAAGAGGAGCUUCUGCAGUCUGACCACCACAAACCCGGCCGCGAGCUCAGGAAGAGGUCCGCUGAUGAUAGUACCACUGACUGCACUGAGAGCUGCGCGCUUUAGGUUCUUCUUAUACUUAGUUAUUAUAACCCCACGCAAGCACCUGUACACCCACAUCACCAAAAUACCCAGAAUUCCUCACGCCAACCCACACACUAGGGAUAGCUCACCUGAAAAUAAAAAAUCUGUCAUUGACUCACCUUCAUGCUGUUCCAAACACAUAUGACUGACUUUCUUAUGUAAAAAACA
Carassius auratus (goldfish) is the source of this 1022-nucleotide messenger RNA. RefSeq names its product V-set and transmembrane domain-containing protein 2-like protein. The transcript is spliced from 4 exons. Gene Ontology annotation, cellular component: membrane. Bases 201 to 836 code for a protein of 211 amino acids. NCBI's taxonomy places the organism in Eukaryota, Metazoa, Chordata, Actinopteri, Cypriniformes, Cyprinidae. The record is from RefSeq and is a predicted model, not a curated record.